Messenger RNA from Linum trigynum, 4060 nucleotides. The record is from the annotation of a GenBank genome assembly. Lineage: Eukaryota; Viridiplantae; Streptophyta; Magnoliopsida; Malpighiales; Linaceae.
CAUAUCUCGGUUCUGACCCUAAGGUUAGAGCCGACAGACGAGUGUUCGAUCCACUCCAAGUAAGAUCGAUGGCGACUCCCAAAAUGCCGACGCGACGACAUUCGGACCCCCCGGACGGGACGGUUGCGACACCAGCCAUUACCCGCCGAUGCUCAAGCUCAAUGCAAUAAGAUUCGUCUCAUUCAGUAUCUGAUGCGCCUCAAGCCUGAGUUCGAACCUGUACGGGCAACCCUGCUUAACCAAGAACAGCUGCAAUUUGAAGGAGUUCUUGGUAGCCUCAUUCGCGAAGAGACCCGUCUUCGAACGCAAGCCAAUCUGGAUGCUCACCCGGGCCAUGGCGAUGUCGCCGCGUUCAGCUCUCUCCCUGGCGGGGCUGCUGCUGGUCGUUCUCUUCCCGUCGGUUCUGAUGCUCUUGCUUUCGCUGCAUAUCGUCCUCAAUUUCAACGACCAAACUUGUCCGAAGUUGAGUCCCACCACUGCAAGGAACGUGUCCAUACCCAGAAGUAUUGCAAAGCUCGUAACUUUUGCGUCUAUUGCAAAAGGAAGGGCCAUAUCAUUGCUGAAUGUCGCACUCUUCAACGACACAUGACGGGAGGGACCUCGGCUGCUGGCGGCGCUGGGAGCAGUAGCGCUGGGUUUCGUGGUUCGAGUUUUGCAGCUCCAACACCUCCUGCUCGGCCAGCUUAUGCAACGGCAGCAUCCGCUCCUACGGCAGCGACAGCUCCCAAUUCUGAAGGUGUGCUAGUGACCUCGGCUACUUUGGAACAAAUGGUGAAUAAGGCUAUCUCUUCCGCGUUUCCGAGCCUAAAAAUGUCGGGUAAGAUUCCUACAUGGAUAUUGGAUUCGGGAUGUUUUAAUCAUAUGACCAGUAAUUGUUCUGUGCUUAAGGAUCUUUCUCCUGUUCAUGAUUUAUCCAUACACGCUGCGGAUGGUGCCGAGCUUCAGGUUAAUGGUGUUGGUUCGGUUAAUAGUUCUCGUGUUCAUUUACCUAAUACUCUGCAUGUACCCCGUCUUGUUCCUAACUUGGUGUCCGUUGGCCAACUUACUGAACAAGGUUGUUGUGUUGUUUUUGCACCGUCUGGUUGUGUUAUUCAGGAUCUGACGACGGGGAGGGAGCUCGGGAGGGGUAGCCAGCGUGGCCGCAUAUUUGAGCUGGAUGAGCUGGCUUCCACAUUGUCCAUCUCGCAAUCAUCAUCAUCAAGCUCUCUUUCGGUGUCUAGGGUGUCUUCUUUUCCUGUUUUUUCGAGUCUGGGUGAACAAAAUUUUCAGUUGUGGCAUUCUCGGUUAGGGCAUCCUAAUUCUCAUCGGCUUAAGACUAUGUUUCGACAACAUUUGUUUGGUAAAUCUCCUUCACCUGGGCAUAUUUCGGAUUUUAAGUGUACCAGUUGUGUGGAGGCUAAAACAACUCGGAUUUCCUUUCCUUCGAGUACUACUAUUAUUACUGAACCUUUUCAUCUGGUCCAUACUGAUCUGUGGGGUCCGAGUCGUGUUACUUCCCGCCAUGGUUAUAAAUAUUUUGCCCUCUUUGUUGAUCAUGCUACUCGCUAUACUUGGGUAUAUUUUUUGCGCCUCAAAUCUGAUCUUCUUGCUGUUGCCACUGAAUUUCUCACCAUGAUCCAGACUCAGUUUGAUAGAACCGUCCGUGUAGUCCGUUCUGAUUCCGGUGGUGAGUUUAGCUCAUUCCCUCUACUUAACAUAUACAAAUCCCGGGGCAUUCUUACCCAUAAAUCAUGUCCUGGUAUGUCUCAGCAAAAUGGCUUAGUUGAACGAAAGAAUCGUCUUGUGCUUGAAGUUACUCGAGCACUUCUUUUAGCAUCCCAUGUUCCUACGUCUUUUUGGCCCGAAGCUGUUUCCACUGUCGUCCGGCUUAUCAACUACCAGAUCACUCCUCUCCUAGAUAAUACGAGUCCCUUCUAUCGUCUUUUCUCGAAGCAUCCUCCAUAUUCCCGUCUUCGAGUCUUUGGGAGUCUUUGUUUUGUUCUUCUUCCCCGUUCUGAACGUACUAAACUUACUUCGAAAACGGUGUGUUGUGCCUUCCUCGGCUUUAGUGAUGUCUAUAAGGGCUAUCUCUGUUAUGAUCCUGAUCUUCGUCGUCUUUGGAUUGCCUGCAAUGUGGUGUUUUUCGAAAAUGUUAUGUUCUAUUCUACCACCUCGUCGAGUCCCCCUUUGUUUGAUGAGUCGUUAGGUCUCCCUUCCUUUUCCGAUGAUGAUGAUGACGAUGCUACUGAUCCUGGUCCGCAGCUCGAUGCUCCCUCCCUCCCGGCGACGCCCCCACAGUCUCCUCCUCAGUCGCGCCGGUCCAACCGGUUCACUUUGGGUCAGCCACCGAUUCGUUUCAAAGACUAUGUUGCCUACAGUGCUGAGUCGAUCCCGAUUCCUACUCGGUUUUCUCAGGCCCAGGGGGACCCAAACUGGGACGGUGCCAUGCGUGCCGAGUUUGAUGCUCUCGACGCCAAUAAGACAUGGUCUAUUGUCCCUCGUCCUCCUCCACCCGUCCCGGUUAUUGGCAGUCGUUGGGUAUAUAAUCUGAAAUUUUUACCGGAUGGCUCUCUCGAACGCUUCAAGGCGCGUGUGGUGGCUCAAGGUUUUUCACAGAUACAUGGUAUCGAUUUUGAGGAAACCUUUGCCCCUGUGGCAAAGAUGGUGUAUGUUCGUUCGCUCCUAGCUGUUGCUUCCAUUCGAAAGUGGCCUCUUUAUCAGCUUGAUGUCAAGAAUGCUUUCCUGCAUGGUGAUCUCAAGGAGACAGUGUAUAUGGAGAUUCCCCCUGGUUAUCCGCAUGGCAAUCGUACUGAUCAGGUGUGUUUGCUUCAUCGUUCUCUCUACGGCUUGAAGCAGGCACCGCGUGCAUGGUUUGAGAAGUUCCAGUCUACUAUUCUGGGAAUUGGUUUUCAACAGAGCCAUAAUGAUCCCUCCUUGUUUACACGACGCUCUCCUCGGGGUAUAGUGGUGCUUCUCUUAUAUGUUGAUGAUAUGAUCGUUAGUGGGGACGAUGCCGAGGGUAUUUCGGCCCUCACCCAGGGUCUUCACGAGUCGUUUAGCUUGAAGGAGUUGGGCUCCCUGUCUUACUUUCUUGGUCUGGAGGUUCAUCGGUCUCCUGCAGGUAUUCAUCUUACUCAGCAAAAGUAUAUUGAUGAUCUCCUCGACUCUUCUCGCUAUUCCGAUUGUAUUCCUGUCUCUACCCCUAUGGAGCUUCACCUGAAACUGGGGAGGGAAACAGACACUUUGUUGAGUGAUGGUGGUAAACAUUAUCGGAGUAUUGUUGGCAGCUUAAUUUACUUGACAUCGACCCGUCCGGAUAUAGCUUAUGCAUGCGGUCUCCUCGUACUGCGCAUAUGGAUGCGGUCCAUCGGAUUCUGCGCUAUCUCCAGGGAACGCGUAGUGUUGGAUUGUUUCUUCCGGCUACAGGUUCAUUUGUCCUCCAAGCCUUCUCUGACUCCGAUUAUGCAGGAUGUAUUGAUACCCGCCGCUCGACUAGUGGCUGGUGUGUCCGAUUGGGUGAUUCUUUUAUAUCUUGGCGGUGUAAGAAACAGGAACGGGUUUCUAAAUCAUCUACAAAGGCUGAAUAUCAAGCUAUGUCAGAAGUCACCUCUGAGUUAGAAUGGAUUCGCAGAUUGCUUGGUGAGCUUGGUGUCGAGUGUGAGGUUCCCAUGCAGCUUUAUGUUGAUAAUACGAGUGCACUUCGGAUUGCCACCAAUCCCGUUCUUCAUGAUCGCACUAAACACAUUGAGGUACAUGUUCACUACAUCAGAGACCUUGUGAAUGAUGGUACGAUCCGAGUUUUUCAUAUCUCGUCUGAGAAGCAGAUUGAUGAUCUCUUAACUAAGGCUUUCACGUCUAGUCGUCACUCUUAUCUCGCUGGCAAAUUGAUGAUGCGAGACCUCCAUCAAUUUGGGGGAGGCUGUUGAGUGAUGGGCUUUUAGCCCAUGCACAUGUAACGUGUACUUAGGCCUAGUACCAAAACCCUACCGAUUCUCCUCCUCCCUUUCACGCCUAGGGUUUGUGGAUAUGUAUAUAUGUAACCUGUACCUCAUUCGGCAGUUAAUAAGAAACACCAAAACCG